GCCGUACUGACAUCAUAGCCGCUCUGGAUUGAUCAACUCCAACCAGUAUGGCCGACCCCCCACCACCCGCUCCCGCUUCCCGGGGAGUUCUUUCGCUCUACGAUAACAUCGAAGACCCGAACGACCCCAACCCUGCGGCAACGAUAUCCGCUGCACCUGUUGUCUACAGACAAGACCAACCCGCGUCGGCAGAGGCCAAAAAGCCCGCCAACCCAGCCCUACUGUUCCAGCCUCAGAUUCGACGCCCGCAGCCGAAGCAAGCGAAGGGUUUCAAGGGCGGCUUUCCGCCUAAGGUCAUCCCAACCGGUGCAGCUUCUAGCACUGCGCCGCCUGUCGCAUCAAAGACAACUCUGGCGGACUGGGCGCCAACUGAAGAAGACGAAUGGAUGUACGGUACAGGUGAGAAACGGCAGCGAGGCGGUCGGAAGAACAAGAAAAAGAAACAGCAGCAGGACGCUCGACAGGAAACCAACUGGGAGGGCUUCUAUGACGUUAGCAAGCCUACCAGCAUCGACGAGUAUAUUAAAGGCGAUGAGAAGGUGGGCGAGGCUCUUGACUGGAGAGAGUUUGUUCUCCAACGCGGAGGAAGACGCCGAUGGAGCGAGUCGACCAGCGAUGAGGACCACAGCACAGGCAUGCCAAGCCAGUUUGCCCCUCCACCUUCGGACUCGUUCCCGCUCCUAGCGGGUUCCCCGCCGAAGCCUCCACCAAGCGACCAGACUGGUGAAGACGUAUUCUCCCGCAGAGCUGUCAUGGCCUCAUCGCAAUAUCAGCCUUCACGCUCGCUUUCUCCUGCGCCUCCCGCUGCUCUGGCACCGCCUCCUCCACCUCCCCAGUUCGUUCAAGAAACCCCGCCUCCCCCGCCAACCGAUGGUGCAGUUAUUUCUCGGGCUCCUAUACGAUACGAUAUACAGCAACCUCCUGCCACAGAUGAUCGCGGUCUGGGCGCUUCCUCUUCUUCUAUGUUCGGCCUAGAUGAGGGCAACGCCGAGCAACAGCCCAAGUCCACGCGACCAGGCCAAGCAGGCUUCGCGCAGCGCCUCAUGAGCAAGUAUGGGUGGACGGAGGGCGCCGGUCUCGGCGCCAGCGAAUCAGGAAUCACCAAUCCUCUGCGUGUGCAGGUCGAGAAGCGCCGUAAGAAGGCGGAUGCCGAUGGAGGCGGCUGGGCUGAGCCCGGUGGAAAGGGCAAGAUCCUGGGCGGUAAGCGGAAAGAUGAAGAAGGCAAGUUUGGCAGAAUGUCUGAAGUUAUUGUUCUCCGUAACAUGCUGGAGAAUAUGCCUGAUCUCGAGUCUGAGAUUUCCAACGGUCUUGGCCAGGAGAUUGGUGAGGAGUGCGGAGAAAAGUACGGCCGCGUGGAGCGCCUCUACAUUGACCAAGACGCUCGGCAGGUGUUUAUCAAGUUCACCGAUCAGGUGUCCGCUCUGCGUGCUGUUAACGAGCUUGACGGACGCAUCUUCAACGGCAACACCAUUGUGCCAAAUUUCUAUGACGUCGAAAAGUUCGAGCGCGGCGUUUACACCGCCAAGUAGUCGGCUUCUGUUAGCAAGUCCACGGCUGGCAGAGAGUGGAUGACCGAGCCUCAUCUUCGGAAGCUAGACUAUUUCUGAGGAGAUGAGGGGUGCGGAUGACACCCAUGACGAGUGUGCAAUGAUACCCAUAUGUGAGAUGGUUCAUCUCUUCAUGUACUAACGUUAGAACUUUCUUAUCUAGAAAUCAAGCCUUGCCUGCCGCGCAGCCGAGAUGGCGAAAUCCCGAGUACACAUGGUACUGCGGGUCGCGUGCCCAACUUGCAAGAGGCACCUGGAAUGUUUGUGCCCACCCUCGGAUGUUGCCCCCAACGAAUAAUCAACAAAAACAAUGCCAUUUGCAAACAAAGGACAUCAUACGUAGUAACGCGUGACUUGGAGUCGACGGGUGCACUCAGUCGAGCAAGGGCAACGUUUGCAUGAGAAACACACCAAAUCCGUUCGCCAUCACAAAACAGCCGCCAUAGUGGUACAGAGGCGGCAAGGGCUCGCUCGGGCCACGGCACAGUAUCAAGUACAGAGUCCAUUAUUAAGUC
Messenger RNA from Purpureocillium takamizusanense, 2062 nucleotides. RefSeq lists its product as uncharacterized. Gene Ontology annotation, molecular function: RNA binding. The record is from RefSeq and is a predicted model, not a curated record. Gene Ontology annotation, biological process: mRNA cis splicing, via spliceosome. Lineage: Eukaryota; Fungi; Ascomycota; Sordariomycetes; Hypocreales; Ophiocordycipitaceae. The transcript has 4 exons. The coding region runs from base 48 to 1529 and encodes 493 amino acids. Gene Ontology annotation, cellular component: precatalytic spliceosome.